Messenger RNA from Colletotrichum destructivum, 192 nucleotides. RefSeq lists its product as uncharacterized. The transcript has a single exon. The coding region runs from base 1 to 192 and encodes 63 amino acids. Lineage: Eukaryota; Fungi; Ascomycota; Sordariomycetes; Glomerellales; Glomerellaceae. The record is from RefSeq and is a predicted model, not a curated record.
AUGAUGCUCCCGACACGGCGACAAAACAACAUCUCGACGCGCCAGUGUCCCGUCCCCCGCCCUCCCGCCUCGCCUCCGUACGUCCUGGAACACGCCGGGGCGACAUGGGAUUGGAUAGAACGCACUCUGACGACGCACCGAAAGGCGAGAGCGCGCUGCUGCAAGAAUCACACGCAGACGCACAACAAAUAA